This is a messenger RNA of Brassica napus (rape), 1957 nucleotides long. RefSeq names its product LOB domain-containing protein 29. NCBI's taxonomy places the organism in Eukaryota, Viridiplantae, Streptophyta, Magnoliopsida, Brassicales, Brassicaceae. The transcript has 2 exons. Gene Ontology annotation, cellular component: nucleus. Gene Ontology annotation, biological process: hormone-mediated signaling pathway; positive regulation of DNA-templated transcription. The coding region runs from base 968 to 1633 and encodes 221 amino acids. The record is from RefSeq and is a predicted model, not a curated record.
UAAGUAUGUAUUAAUUUAAUAUAUUGUUUGUUAUUUUUAAUUUGUGUUAAGCGCAAAUUUUGAAACCACUCUUUUUACUGUAUUUAUGAAACAUUUUAACUUUUUAAGAUACCAGCGAGUGAGUAUGAUGAUUUAUUUGUACCUAUAUAAUUUAAUAUAUAUAGGGAUCGGAAAUAAUCAUACUAGCUUAUUGGUUUAACUAUAAAAAUAAUGUCUUGACAGAAUAUUGCAAUUUGCAAACCUAUCUAUCAAAAACCAUCAUAUAUAUACAAUCCUUUUCCAGAACUGACUGUGAUAAAUUUUCCUUAUCAUAAUUUCUAAUAACCUUGAUCAUUUUCCUUGCUAACUAACCAUUUUUGCAGUGCUAAGGUUUACUUAAUCAGAGGAGGCGAUCUUCACCAGCAACAGAUUGACUAAUAUUUGCUUCAACGUAAAUAUAUCUUCUCAUAUGUUGGAAGGGUUGUUGGUUAGAAGGUCUAAUUGUGUAAUUCAUCUGUUUUCUAUUUUUGCUUUAGGUUUAAUCAAAUUGGUUUAGUAGAGAUGUGCACGUCCAUUCUACUAUGCAAUAUCUUUUUGGUACAUAUAAUUUUUGAUAUAUAAAUCAAGCCUGCUUUUCUCUUAAUUUUAAAACAAUGAAUCUCUCAUUUUUAAUGCAUACAAAAAUCCAAAAGGAUUGUCAAUUUAUUUAACAAGAAAAAGAAAAUUGUACUAAUGCAAAAGGAAUGAUUAUAAAUAUGAGAAAGUGUAGGCCAUUAAGCAGACAAAAUGUAAUUAACAAAUGGAUUAUUAUAUGUAACCCACCUUCUUCUUCACCUUUGGCAUUGUUUAUAAAACUUCUCUCCUUAAAGCUAUAUACUCAAGCCUCAAGGUGAAAACAAAAACCUAAUUCAAUAGCAACAAACACACAAUUAAUCCCAAGGUUAAUUUCAACCAUUUUAUCAAUAAUUCUCAACAACACCAUCAUAUCAUGAGUAGCUCAAGCUCUAGUUCUGUCUCUGGCUCUCCUUGUGGAGCUUGUAAGUUCCUCAGGAGGAAAUGUGCAAAGGGAUGUGUGUUUGCUCCAUACUUUUGUCAUGAACAAGGAGCUUCCCACUUUGCGGCCAUUCACAAGGUUUUUGGAGCUAGCAAUGCUUCCAAAUUGCUCUCUCAGCUUCCCACUAGCGACCGCUGCGAAGCAGCUAUUACAAUCUCUUACGAAGCUCAAGCUAGGCUUCAAGAUCCCAUCUAUGGCUGUGUCUCUCAUAUCUUUGCUCUCCAGCAGCAGGUUGUGAAUCUACAAGCACAGCUUGAGAUUCUAAAGCAACAAGUCGCACAAAGCAUGACGUUUGCUGAUUCACCAUCAUCAGAAAACCCUAAUAGCUUUUAUGGAGACACUACUAAGACUACUUCUUAUCAUCAUGAUCAUCAAAAUAUUUAUCAUCAUCAUGAUCAGAGCCAUCUAGUCAACCAAAUCGGAAGCUUAGGGACUGGUCAGCACGGAGAUGCGACGGCGAAUAGUUACCCCAGCCAAAACUCCUCGGGCUUUGGAGAAUUCUCUAUCUACCCUGAAUUGGAACAGCACUUGAACGCUUUCAAUCAAGAUCAUCUCAAAGAGCUUCAGUCAGCAAAUUUUGGCUACAUAUCGUUCUCGUGAUAGCUCUAUCAAGACAUGGGUUGAUUAUAUACAUACGUUAUAUAUGUGUCAAGACUUUUUGAUUUAGUGUGGAUUGUUGAUGUUGCCUAGCUCCGAGAACCGGCUUUGUAAUCAUAAAUAAAGAAUACUAGAUGCCCUAGGAAUAUAUAAAGAUCAUAUAUAUAUUCUUAUCCUCAAGAUGUUUUUAGAGUAUAUAUAUGUCGAUCAUUGUGCUAAUUGUCUCGAUAUUAUCCCAAACUUGUCAGGAUCUGAACUUAAAAAGUCACAAAUCUUUAGUUAUCUAAUAGACUCUGUUUGUCUUUAUUCUUUAGAUUUUGCUUGUAC